GCGAAAUCUGCAUUUGGGAAAUCCCAGGUGGCGGCUUGAGGCGGAGUCCGCCUGGCCCCGCCCCGUAGCACUUGAUUAAUAUUCAUGAGCCCCUGGCAGGUUCAGGACGGAUGCAGAGCUCAGGAACUUAUUUGAUUAUCGCCGCAGUCCACGGACAGUCACCGGACCUCCGACCUGAGGCUUGAGCUGCUGCAGGCACGUGAGCCAUGAAUCUGAAGCACUUCUGCGUGGGCGAGGAUCUCAGCUGUCUGAGCCGUUACAACCAUGCCCAUUCCAUAGACGAUGUGCCAUUUCUCAAAACUGAGCCCUCCAGCCCAAGCUUCACCCUGGACAGCCUGGCACAGUUCAGCCCGGGUGAGCUCUCUGACAGCAGUGUCGGCGGCAGCAGCCUGAUGUCUCGGCGGCACUCUUUGGAGCCCGACUCGCCCAGUCCUUUUUGUCCCCUGCCCGAGUCCUGUGACGACCAAAGGUAUGGGGCUGAACAAAGCAGGCCUGUCUUGUCUGCAGCCCACCAUGGCCAAGAGAGAGUCUACUCAUCAGCCCUGAGCUCAGGAUCAAAGCGACUCUGCCUGGUCUGUGGAGAUCUGGCAUCAGGCUACCAUUAUGGGGUGGCAUCAUGUGAAGCGUGCAAGGCAUUCUUUAAGAGGACUAUUCAAGGUAACAUUGAGUACAGCUGCCCAGUGGUGAAUGAAUGUGAAAUUACCAAACGAAGGAGGAAGUCAUGUCAAGCGUGUCGCUUCCGAAAGUGCCUGCAAGUCGGGAUGAUGAAAGAAGGAGUCCGAAUGGACCGAGUGAGAGGAGGUCGGCAAAAGUACAGAAGGCGGAUCGACGCUGGCUCUGCAUUAAUCCUGAGCACACCGUGUACACAACCUAAGACGUCAACAGCCAAUAAAGUCAUUUCCCACCUGCUGGUGACAGAGCCCAGGCCAAUGUGUGCCACCCCUGAUGCCAACACUGCAGACAGCAGCAGCAUCCAGACCCUGAUGACCCUGUGUGACCUUCUCAAUCGGGAGCUACUCAUGGUGAUCAGCUGGGCAAAGCAAAUUCCAGGCUUCUCCAGCCUCUCCAUUGCAGAUCAGAUGUCACUGCUUCAGAGUGGAUGGAUGGAGACUCUGGUGAUCAGUGUGGUGUCGCGUUCGUUGAGCUUCUCAGAAGAACUGUAUUUUGCUGAGAAUUGUAUCUUGGAUCGGAUGCAGUGCAGGAACACAGGCCUUCUAGAUCUUCACACAGCUCUUCACCAGCUUGUUACCAAAUACCAAAAGAUGGGUCUCUCUCCGGAGGAACUUGUGACACUCAAAGCCAUGGCUCUGGCCAAUGCAGAUUCUGGACAUAUUGAAAACAUGGAAGCAGUCCAACAGCUCCAGGACCAUCUCCAUGAAGCUCUGCAAGACUAUGAAGCCCAGCAGCAUCCCCAAGACCCUCACCGGACAGGCAAGCUGCUAAUGACCCUGCCAUUACUGAGGCAAUCUGCCAGCCGGGCCACACAGACUUUUUUGCGUCUGCAAACGGAGGGCAGGGUGCCCAUGCACAAACUUUUUCUGGAGAUGCUAGAGGUUAACAUGUGAAGGGCAAUCAGAAUCGGAGCCUGCUGCGGGUCAGAAAAAGACAAUAAAGACAACGCUGCCUUUGUGUGCGGAGCUGUGGUUGGUGGUGCUCCCAUGUUUAGAGGGCUUUCUGAUAACGUGACAGUUAGGUUGGUGUUUAAUGUAGACAGAGCACAGUAUGUAGUGUCUUCAUGCUGACCUCCUAUUCAAGACACUUCCAUUUUGUUCUUCCAGAGUCAGUACUAAGUAACUCAUUUGUUCCUGUAAAGCACAUGAGUGAUCGUUUUAGGCUGAUCCAAAACUUCGAUAGACUCAUUUGGUAGACCCCAAGAGGAGCCUUGGAGUCAUCCUCCUUAGGGAUCUCCAGCAUUGUGUGUGUGUGUGUGUGUGUGUGUGUGUGGCAGACCACUAGACGUGGGUUACCCUGGCAUUAAUCUGAAGGUUUGAUGUGGGAAUGAAGCUGCGGUCUGCUGGUGUGCUAGUUGUGGCCCUCAGAAUUGGGAAUAUGGGGAAUGUGAAGGUGUCCCUUCCCUUCCCCAGGGCCAGCCUCAGAUUUUCUCUCUUGGAGGAUGCACAGUUAAUGUAAAAAGGAUUCCUUAUUAUUAU
This is a messenger RNA of Erpetoichthys calabaricus (reedfish), 2150 nucleotides long. It is a transcript of the gene esrrd, whose product is annotated as estrogen-related receptor delta. Lineage: Eukaryota; Metazoa; Chordata; Cladistia; Polypteriformes; Polypteridae. The record is from RefSeq and is a predicted model, not a curated record. The coding region runs from base 207 to 1565 and encodes 452 amino acids. The transcript is spliced from 7 exons. Gene Ontology annotation, biological process: regulation of DNA-templated transcription. Gene Ontology annotation, molecular function: sequence-specific DNA binding; DNA-binding transcription factor activity; zinc ion binding.